This is a messenger RNA of Strongylocentrotus purpuratus (purple sea urchin), 6465 nucleotides long. RefSeq names its product vigilin (gene hdlbp). The record is from RefSeq and is a predicted model, not a curated record. Gene Ontology annotation, cellular component: nucleus; cytoplasm. NCBI's taxonomy places the organism in Eukaryota, Metazoa, Echinodermata, Echinoidea, Camarodonta, Strongylocentrotidae. Bases 209 to 4054 code for a protein of 1281 amino acids. The transcript has 24 exons. Gene Ontology annotation, molecular function: mRNA binding.
GCGUACGUAGGCAGUUGCUUUCCUUGUACGUGCACAAGCUGCGACGUCUAUCUCAUUCAGGGAAAGAAACUUUUUAUAUUUUCAGUGAAAACUGAAAAUAACAGAAAGUGGCGCAACCAAAAGGAAGAAAUCCACACUAGGACGGAUAACCCGGCAAACAGUGACCACUUCAGUUGGUGCUGUCUGACCUUGAUCACGACCCUAGACCAUGAGUACGGAUCCUCAACUUCUGCCUGGUGGCAGUACCCCGGCUCCGGCCGUUGACCCCAAUGGCGUCAACAUUGAAGAAGAAGCGUACGAACCUCCCACCUACGAUGACGCCUUUCCUCCGAUGGAGAGCGCCCCCAUGGGUGGCGGGCCUAAGCGAGGCCAAAGUGGACGCGGGCCGUCCUAUGCCAGAAUGGCAGUCAAGUCUUCCGUUGUAACUCAGGUGUUCCAUGUGCCUUUAGAGGAACGUCGCUACAAAGAAAUGAACCAAGGUUUUGGAGAAACAGGUAGUCAAUCCAGCAAGAUAUGCACAGAUAUCAUGAAGAAAACAGAUGCCAGCAUUGAGAUGAGUCUUGCCAAAGACCAGAGUUUGACCAUUGUAGUGACCGGUAAGGAGGAAGCGGUCAUCAAGGCCAGGAGAGAAGUCAUGAACAAACUACAAACCCAGGCAAACAUCACAGUCCAGAUCCCUAAGGAACAUCAUCGUUUUGUCAUCGGGAAGGAAGGCAAGAAACUGAAAGAACUGGAACAAGCCACCAUGACCAAGAUCACCAUCCCAAACAGUGAAGAGAACUCUGAUAUGAUCAGGAUCCUUGGACCCAAGGAGGGCAUCGAUCAGGCCAAGCAUGAACUACAACUCAUUUCAGAUGAACAGGCCAAGAGAGCAUUUGAGCGCUUGAUUGUUCCCUACAAGUACCACCCCUUCAUCUGUGGACCAGAGAACUGUUUUACCAAGGAGCUAUCGGCCAGGACCGGAGCUAAGAUCAGCGUGCCACCCCUUAGUGCCAGGAAGGAUGAGAUCGUAGUGGCUGGCGAGAAGGAAGGUGUGCAUGAAGCCAAGGCUGUCAUCCUCAGGACCUAUGAAGAGAAGAAACUGAAGACCACCACUGUCUCCCUGGAGGUGCGCAAGUCCCAGCACCGUUACGUGAUCGGCCCCCGUGGUUCCAACCUCGCCGAUAUCUUGAAAGAGACCGGAGUGUCUGUGGAAGUCCCUCCAGCAGACAGCCCCUCCGAGACCAUCACCCUGCGCGGUGAACAGGCCCAGCUGGGACCAGCUAUCACACAAGUCUAUGCCAAGGCUAACAGCAUUAAGAUGGAGGAAGUACAUGCCCCAGCCUGGCUUCAUCGAUUCAUCAUUGGACGACAAGGAAAGAACGUCAAGAACAUCACACAAAACCUACCCAAGGUCCAUGUGGAAUUCAAGGAAGGACGUGACGUCAUCGUCAUCGAAGGACCGCCAGACGAAGUUGAGAAAGCGCGUUCAGCGCUCGAAGAAAUCUCUCGCGAUCUCCAGAACCGCCUCUCGUUUGUAGACAUCAGCAUUGAUCCUAAAUAUCACAAGCACAUCAUCGGGAAGGCUGGUGCAAAUAUCACUCGUAUCAAGAAGGAUACCGGUGUGUCUAUCCGCAUUCCUCCCGAUGAAGAGAAGAGUAGUAACAUCAGGAUUGAGGGAAGUCCAGAAGGCAUUCAGCAAGCCAAGAAGGAGCUGCUCGAGAUCGCCCAGAGAUUGGAAAAUGAGAAGUCCAGAGACAUUCUGAUUGAGCACCGAUUCCAUCGCACGAUUAUCGGAACCAAAGGAGAAUAUAUCAAAGAUAUCAGGGAUAAAUUCAAACAGGUUCAAAUCACAUUCCCAGACCACGGCAAACAGAGUGAUGUCGUGACCCUUCGUGGACCCAAACAGGAAGUAGAUCUGUGCCACCGUUUCCUCAAGGAACUCACCAAGGAAUUGGUAGAGAACAACUUCCAGGUUUCCCUGCCCAUCUUCAAGAAAUUCCACAAGAAUGUGAUUGGUAAAGGAGGCUCAACCAUCAACACGAUCAAGGAAGAUACAGAUACAAGGAUUGAGAUCCCUACAGAGAGCAGUGACAGUGAUCUUAUCGUGAUCACAGGAAAGAAAGCUAACGUUGAGAAGGCUAAAAAAAGGAUCAUUGCCAUUGAAAGUGAACUGGCCAAUAUCACUGAAGCGGAGGUGCGUAUCCCUACCAAACAUCACCAGUCGCUGAUCGGAUCUAAGGGUCGUCUGAUCCGAGCUAUCAUGGAUGAAUGCGGUGGUGCACACAUUCACUUCCCUAAGGAAGGCUCAGGGAGUGACAAGGUCACCAUCAGAGGACCAAAGGACGAAGUGGAAAAAGCCAAGAAACAACUCAUGGAUCUUACUAAUGAACGGGAGCAAGCCAGCUUCACCGUCGACGUUCAUGCCAAGCCGGAGUAUCACAGGUUCCUGAUUGGCCGUGGUGGAGCAAACAUCCGCAAAGUGCGUGAGGAGACCGGAGCACGAGUCGUCUUCCCUAACAACAACGAUGAUGACCAGACGCUGGUCCAGAUCAUUGGGACCAAGGAGGCUGUGGAGGAGGCUAAGAAGAGGCUGGCUAGUCUCAUCAAAGACCUGGACAACAUCACCGAGGCUGAGAUCGAUGUGGACACCAAGUUCCACCGUCACUUUGUUGCCCGUCGUGGCCAGGUUCUGCGUGAGAUUGGUGAUGAGUACGGUGGAGUGACAGUCAGUUUCCCACGCAACGGAUCAUCUAGCACCAAGGUAGUCAUCAAGGGAGCCAGAGACUGUGUGGAUGGAGCUCAGAAACGCAUCCUAGAUAUUGUGUCAGAUCUUGUUCAGCAAGUCUCUAUUGAGUGCAUCAUUCCUCAGAAGUUUCAUGGUACCGUCAUGGGACCCAAAGGCUCUCGCAUUCAGACGGUCACUCAGGAGUUUGAUGUAGCCAUCAAGUUCCCUGAUAAGAACACUCCCCCUCCUGCUCCUCCUGCUGCCCAGCCAGUUAAUGGCGAGACCAACGGUGAGGGUGGUGAGGAGACUCCAGCUGCUCCUGCUCCAGCUCCUGGUCCUAAGAAACAAGAUAUCAUCAUGAUUACAGGAAAGAAGGAUAACUGUGACAAGGCCAAGGAAGCUCUCUUGGCUUUGGUUCCAAUCACCCAGGAAGUGAAUGUUCCCUUUGACUAUCAUCGUUACAUCAUUGGAGCUAAAGGAGCUGGUGUGAGACAUCUGAUGGAAGAAAAUGAUGUGAACAUUGCCAUCCCACCUGCCAGUGAGCAGUCCGAUGUUGUGAUUGUGAGAGGUACACCUGUCAAUGUAGCCCGAGGUGUAGAGGCUCUUAUCAAGAGAGUCAGGGAGCUAGAUGAUGAGCAAGAAGACAGACGUCUCAAGUCGUUCACUGUGGAGUUGACCGUGGCUCCUAAGUACCAUCCUAAGAUCAUCGGCCGUAAGGGAGCGGUCAUCGGUAAGAUCCGCAUCAAGCAUGAGGUCAACAUCCAGUUCCCCGCCCGUAACCAGGAGGAACAGGAUACCAUUAAGAUCAUGGGAUACGAGGCCAACGCUGAGGCUGCAAAGGAGGAGAUCCUAGCCAUCGUCAAGGAAUUGGAGGACCAAGUCUCUGUUGAACUGGCAAUCGAUCAUCGCAUCCAUCGUCGUUUGAUCGGCGCUCGUGGCAAGGCCAUCAACCGUAUCAUGGACGAGUACAAGGUUGAUAUCCGUUUCCCACGGGAGGAGGAUCCUAACCCUAACGUCGUCGUGGUUACUGGUGAUUCUGACAAUGUGGACGAAUGCUGCGACUAUCUCAAGAACCUGGAGGAAGAAUAUAUGAUGGAUGUGACUGAGACCGAAGAGAUGCAGCAGUACAUCCGUGGUCCCAGCCGCCGAGAGGAAGCUCCUAAGAACACUAGCAACAGCGGCUUCGUCAUCCGUGAUGCCCCCUGGAGUAACCCACCGGACACCUCUAACGUCAAUGAGUUCCCAUCUAUGGGUGGACCAGCCCCAGGGCAGGCCCCAGCAGCCCCCAAACCAGCCCCUGCUGCUGCCUCCUCUGCUCCUCGCUGGGGACCAUCCUACAAGCGCUAAAGAAAUGAAACCAAGCAUGGUGGUCACAACCCUCUUUCCUGUAACAAUCCCUAUAUAUCAUUUGAGAAAGAAUCAAAGAAAAGUGGGAGAAUGCAACCUAAACAGAUAGAUAAUAUAACUGCCUCUUGGAGAGAGACAAAGAAAUGUGGUUGAGAGAAACCGUUAAUAAUCACCAGUAUUUUCUUUUGGGAACAGGAACAUACUUAUAUCUUGAUUCGUAGUUUAGGGGAAAUCCCUCUUGUAAUGCCACAUGUGCAUCUUAUAGAUUUUUCAGAGGGAGUCAAUGAAGUGACUGGAAGAUCAUGUGACAUCGUGUCACUGCUCUUCUAUUAAGUGUCUUUGCCUUGAGUAGAUUUCUUAGACUCAACAUUUUAGCUAAGAUUGUUUAGCCUAACAUUCAAUGUUAUUCAAUUUGAUGACAAUUUUAAAACAAUCCAUAUUUUCUCUUUUAGUUUCUUUGUUUCCUUCUAUUUUAAGUGCACUUUACUUUCAUGAGUAUAUUGAUAUAGAUAUAUCAUUAGUUUAGUAAUUUAUAUCCUUUUUCUUUGUCCAUUUGCCAAUUUUAUUUAAAUCUAGAAAUCCUUUCAUUUUGUCCUACUUUCAUUAAAAUGAUCUUUAUUAUUGCAUUACAUCUUGAUGUGCUGGACAUGUUUUAUUGAAUUCCCAAAAUUUACAAGGACAUGUAAUUUAAUACAAAUUUUAUUUUGUGAUAACAGGCAGGUAAAGUGAUUUCAUUUAAUGUUUCAAUCUUAAAGGCUGUUUUAUACAGUACUUUAAUAUGUGACUGCCGUAAUUUUCUUACAAAUGGAAAUAUUUAUUGUGAUUUAAUCUUUAGCAUAAAUCUCUCACAUUUUACAAUGUCUUUGAAGAAGGCUUGUAGCAUAAGCUUUGCAUCACAUAUCACAUUUAGUAUUAUUCUAUUAGCAAUACAUAUCGUAGACAGAUUUAUGAGUUUGAGUUAUUCUCUUGAGUAACACAAAGCCUCUGUUCAGAUCACUUUAUUGUGGGGAAAAUACCAUUCAGUCUUUUUAUUAUGUAAGUACAAAAUUGAAUGUUGUAUUUUUGUAAUAUUCUAAUGAUAUGCAUUUUUUGUUGGUUUUGCAUAGUGUAACAAAAUCCACAGUAUUGGAGAGUUUGUUUCUUUUAAAUUCUAAGUUUUUCUUUAUCGAUAGACCAAAUUGAUGAUACAGCAAACGUUAACUGCCAUGCUGCAUGUGUGUGGUCAUAUAAUGAUGAAAUGUCAUAGUUUAGGUAAAACUCUGUUUUGAGAUGAAUUUGAUUUAGAUACUUCUCACUUUGAGAAUGUUGUCAUUUUAUUUUGAUAAAGGGAAGCCUGUGGUUUUGUUUGUUUAAAUGAUACAAUUUGGUUUAUUUGUUGUAAUUUAGGAGUAGACUGUAGUUCUCGUAAAGUGAACAGACUGAGAUACGCAAAUAUUUAGAAUGAGAAGAAGUCAUUGAUUUUUUUAGCAAUCAAAUAAUGCAAGUAGGGAAUUUAUCCAGUAUCUCUCUACUGAACAAGUGUUAAUUGACGUUUCUCUUUAUAAGAGUAUCUUGUAAAAAAUCAUUGUUUGUUUCAUAUUAUUCUUAGCCAAGAAAACAAUUCUUAGUGCAAUUCACAGGAACAUGUGAAUUUUUGAGCACAUUUGAUAAGUUUGAAAAGAGAUUGGUGUUGGUGAAAACAUUACUUAGGAUAUGGCUUUUUCUUAAGAUCUCGUAGACCUUAAUUUUGCGGUAGAAGUUAUACGUAUAUUUUCUGAGCAUAACCUGUUUUCAAUAUCUUUCAUUUCAUUCUUUAUAUUUACGUCGUGUUUGAGUGGGAGAUAUUAUCAGUAGAGUUACGAUGGUAUAUAUAGGGAUAUUUUAUUCACUUGCUUUAGCAUGGACAGAAAAGUGUAGCUUAUUUUUCUUCUUGAAUGAAUUUUGAUGUUUUUCUUUUUUUCCUCAUGAGAUUGUGAUGUAUUAUGCAUUGUAUGAUGCAAUGCAAAAACUAGAUGAAAUUUAUUUGAAAGGAGGAAGGGGAUCCCUUUCUGUACUUACAGUUUAUACAAAGAUAUAUAUGUAUAUGUAAUUACCUGAAUAUGAUAUGGGUAGAGGUAGUGAUUUUUUUCAAUCUGAAAAUUUUAUAUCAUUGCGUUAAUGAAAUACAGUAAAGUUGUAAAGAAAGCGUGGUGUUACAGGAAAAAGAAAAGAAAAGAAAAGAAAUGAAAAGACAAUUAUGUAUGAAGAAUCAUGCAUGUUGAAGUAUAUGUAAAAAAAAAUGUAUUCUUAACACAUGCGCAAACUGCUUGGUCUCGUUGACAUGUAUCUUACUUUAACAGAAGGAAAACAAAAUCAUAUCUUUUUCCUCAUGAAUGAUUUGUAUGCCAAAAUGUAAGAUUAAUAAACCUAUGAAUGCCACUGUCAACACAAUA